AUGCAGAGGACUCAAAUGAGAGAAGGCGACUUGGGGGACUAUGUCGAUCCAACCGUCAAGUACAUCCCGUUGGAGCCUGUUCCAAACAACAUGAACGACAUUGACCCAGCCACCUUGGCAAAGUACCUCGACCCUGAAUUCAUUGAUGCAAAGCCAGACGAAAAGACAAAAGCAAUGGAGCAAUUGCAGUUGGAGGCCGAAGAGAGAAUGGACAUAGACUUUGAUUUAGACGAUGAUCUGGAACAAGAAUUGGAGGACGAGCAACUCAAGGCUGCCAGACUGCAACCGCGCGAAUACCAAUACGAGCUGUUCAGCAAGGCGCUGGAGGAAAAUGUCAUUGCGGUCCUUGACACUGGCUCAGGCAAAACACUCAUUUCCAUCAUGCUGAUCAAACAAAUGGUGUUACAGGAACGGCAAGAGAGACUCACAAGAAGAGAGACAAAACUUGCUUUUUUCCUGGUGGAUCGUGUGCCCCUCGUAUUUCAGCAAGCCAGUGUCAUUAGAGCCAACUGCGAUGUCAACUUGGAAGAAAUGUGUGGAGAAAUGGAUGUCGAUGCUUGGUCAGAAAAGCGAUGGAAGUUGAUCUUUGAAGAAAACGAUGUAUGUGUCAUGACAGCUCAGAUCUUCUUGGAUACAAUGCGCCAUGGGUUUAUCAGUUUGGAGAGGGUACAUUUACUGAUUUUUGACGAGUGCCAUCAUGCAACCAAGAGACAUCCGUUCAAUCUGAUUAUGCGUGAGUUCUAUGACAGAUGCCCAUUGGAGCAUCGACCCAAGAUUUUCGGCAUGACAGCAUCACCUAUGCACGCUAGAACCACAGUGGAACGCAGUGUCACUCAAUUGGAAAAGAACCUGAAUGCUAGAGUCUACACAGCAACCAACACGGAGAACCUGAAUAUCAGCAUCCCGAAGCCAAGGGAAUACUCAAUUCAUUACGAUCCAACGCCUCGAUAUGAAGAAACAGAAAUGUCGAAAAAGAUCAGAGAAAAGCUGGGAUCCAUCGGUCGCUACAAACGCUGUUUCAUCAUCACGCAAGACAUUCUGGCAAGCUUGGGUCCUUGGUGCAGUGAUCGCAUGUGGAAGAGUAUGCUGUCUGAACUGGAGCGAAAGAUGACCAACAUGACUCAAGAUCUGGAGAGAGACGCUCUGAUUGACGAAGAUCUCGCCUUGAAAGAAACGCAUGAAUAUGUGGAUCCUAUUGAAUUUCCUCGCAAUCCAGAUGUAUUCGACCGAAAUUUGUUUGCUCCCAAGAUAGCCGAGCUGAUUCGAUUACUGCAAUUCACAUCAGAAAGAAUACCCGACUUUUGCUGCAUCAUCUUUGUAGAACGAAGGCAUACAGCCAAAGCUAUCCAGGCACUGAUCGAGUCGCUUGAUAAACUGAGCCAUAUCCGCUGCGACAGUCUGACUGGCCAUGGAUCUACUGAAGAGGGCGAUGUGCAAAUGACAUUUGGAGAGCAAAAUAAAAUUAUCUCGAAAUUCAGAAGCGGUGAACUCAACUUGCUGAUUGCAACCAACGUAGCAGAAGAAGGUCUAGAUAUUCAGCCCUGUAACGUUGUCUUUCGCUUCGAUUUCUUUCAUACCCUAAUUUCCUAUAUCCAAUCUCGAGGAAGAGCGCGUAAGGAGGGCUCUAAGUUCAUCAUCCUGACAGAGGCCAACAAUGCAAGUCAAGAAGGCAUGUUGACAGAAUUUGCAAACCUAGAGGCCGACAUGAAGGAGUACUGUCAGACGAUUCCAGAGGAACGAAAUGUGGCCAGCAAAUACUCCAUCAGCAUGGACGUGGACUAUGAUUCUGACGAGGACUAUAUUUCAGAUGAAGAAGAAGACUUUAUGGCAGAUGCCUUCAUUGUCCCUGAAACAGGCGCGACCAUCACCAGGCAGAACGCUAUACCCUUGAUCCACAAAUACUGCAGCUCACUCCCAUCAGACAGUUUCUGCGUGCUGAAACCUAUCUUUGAAAACAUCGCCACCGGUGAAGGUUUCAUCUGCAAAUUGACACUACCAAGCAAUGCGCCCUUCCAGGAAAUUGAGUCUCAUGUUUGUGGCUCAAAGGAUCUUGCGAGAGCCUCCGUGGCACUGAACGCGUGUAUUCGUCUGAGAGAACUGGAUGCCUUGGACAAGCAUUUAUUACCUCGCAAUAUUCGCAGAGAAAUCUUGGGUGAGAUGGCGCCUCAGUAUGAUGAAAAUGGCUAUAUUAUUGGUAGUAGACGUCGUCAUGGUCUGUAUGAAAAAAGAACACCUAAAUUCUGGGAGAGACCAAGCUUAAUCGAGGAAGAGGAAGAAGACGUUGACGUAGAGGAUAAUCCUGAUCUACUGAAGGCUCAAGUGCAUGCGACAGCGAUAUCCGAUAGACAACCACUGGUAACAACUUUAGAUCAAACAGUGCAAAAGGAAGGUGCCACAGAAUCAAGUCAAGAAGCAGGGAUUCCAUCAGUCAAUGGUAUUGCUAAUGGCGAGGCAUCGACAAAUGAUCAACAUACUGAGGGUCAGGAUGCAACGGCAGAACAACAACAACAACAACAACAAGAAGAAGAGACGGAAGAACAACUAGGCGAAGGCCCUUUCUCUUGCUAUUUUACAGUGUUUGAGGUGCAACUUCCCGACAACAAAUUUGAACAUAUACCCCUCCGUCGACUCUGCUUGAUCUCCAAGAAGCCCUUUCCAACAUUAUCCGACCUAAAGCUCUUUCAUAAAAGCAUGCCCUUUUACGUCCGACUUCGCAACAUCAGCACAGAAAUCAUGUUUGACCGCGAGAAGAUUUUACUAUUAUCAGAGUACAUGAAGAAGUUGUUGACAGCACUUAUCAACAAGGUGUUCCAUUGCCCUAUUUUGGAUAUCCCCUAUUACAUUGUGCCGUUGGUCAAACACUGCGAAAAUACAGCGUUUGAAGCGUUACCUCCUUCAGCCUUUGAAGCACUGAUAGAUUGGGUCGAGAUUGAUAGAAUUAUAGAAUCCAAAUUAACGCCAUUUUCCUUAGAAGAUUGUGAUACCACAGAUAGUAUCGUUGUUGAUCAAUCAGACAACAUGCGUCGUUACUUUGUGACCCAAGUGAGAACAGACAUGAGUCCGCUUAGCCCUGUGCCUGAAGGUGUCAAUAUCCGAGAGACCGGAUACGCUUCGUUUGCUGAUUACUACAAUGAAAAGAAACUUGUGGAAGACUUGGAUACCAAUCAGCCAAUGCUGCAAGUCAAGCGUUUGAAAAAAAUCAUGAACUUUCUGUACCCUGGUCAAAUUAUGCCAGCUCAAAUGAAGGGACCAAUGUCAACCUGGACAGUGCCUAGCUUUUGUCAACGCUUCUUUAUGAGUGCAAGCGUUUAUCAGGCAACGAUGAUGAUACCCUCCAUCAUGACCCGAAUUGAUUCAAUUUUACUAUGCCGUCAAUCUGCUGAAAGGUACGAUUUGCCUAUUGAUGAUGCCAACAUGCUAGAAGCCUAUACAACACCUUCUGCAAGUAUGGAGAUGAACUAUGAACGUCUUGAAACACUGGGUGACUCGCUGUUAAAAUUCAUUGCUACUAUUCGUCUCUACAUCAAUUUCCCUUUCAGUAAUGAAGGUGAACUGCAUCACCUGCGUAUUCGUGUCAUUUGUAACAGAGCACUGUAUCGAUCUGCGAAACGUCUCAAGUUUUACAGAUAUAUUACCAGUCAAGCGUUCAACCGACGUUUCUGGCGUCCACCAGGAUUCACAAGUCCAGCUGACAACCAAGAAACGAUGAACGGCUUAAAAUACCACAAAUUAUCUGACAAGACCCUCGCUGAUAUUGUCGAAGCUUCUUUGGGUGCUGCUUAUCUCAGCAAUGGUCUGGAAGGUGGUCUUCAUGCUGCUAUUCAACUCCAAAUUCCCUUUGACGAGAUCAAAACCUGGGACGAUUUCAAGCCUACUUUUGAAGAGUCUCGAAAGCAAGUACCUGCUCGUGCCGAAGUGAGAGCGUUGCGUAGCUUGGAUCUGCCCAAGCUAACUGAAAUUGUGGGUCGUGAAUUCCAAACACCUUUAUUGAUCGUGGAAGCAUUGACGCAUGCCAGUUUGCCCAACUCAACAUCACCAUGUUAUCAACGUUUGGAAUUCUUGGGCGACGCUAUUCUUGAUUUUAUGGUCAUUCGAUAUCUUUUCGAUAAAUACCCAGAUGCUAAUCCAGGCAUCAUCACUGAUCUUAAAGAUUCUUGCGUCAAUAAUCAUAUCCUGGGUAUUGUCUGUGUCGAAACUGGGCUGUACAGACACAUUAUUCAUUAUUCUGGCAAGCUGAUCCGAGCCAUCGAAUUUUUUGUGCGCGAGGUCGAAGAAACAAAAGCCAAGGGCGAGGCAGUGGGUGAGUACUGGGUUGAUUUUAACAUUCCCAAGGUAUUAUCGGAUGUCGUGGAGAGUAUGCUAGGCGCUACAUUCGUAGAAGCUGGUUUCCGUCUGGAGGCUGUGGAAGAGCUAUUUGCCAAAUGGUUCUUACCCAUCUUAGAUAACCAUGUUACUCCUGAAUUGAUCAAGAUCCAUCCAUUGCGAAAACUGAUGACUGAUUUGCAACGAUUUGGCUGUGAUAGUUUUAUGCUCAGAAACCACGGCUCUGGAGAAACUGGACCUGAGAGUCAGAAAUGUGUCAUCUUCUUGCACGACAAACCUCUGGCUACUGGAUCUGAUUGGAACAUCAAGACAGCUCGUCGACAUGCUGCCACCAAAGCAAGUCAAAGACUUGCAGAUGAGCCUGGUCUUUUGGAGUCCAUCUGUAACUGUAGAGUGUCUAUGAUCAAGCGAGGUUUGAUGGAGGAUGAUAGACUCAAGAAGAUGCUGGAUGAUGAUGAGGAUGACCCUUAG
Molecule: messenger RNA, 4794 nt
Organism: Mucor velutinosus
Lineage: Eukaryota; Fungi; Mucoromycota; Mucoromycetes; Mucorales; Mucoraceae
Exons: 5
Coding region: 1-4794 (1597 amino acids)
Biological process (GO): RNA processing
Molecular function (GO): RNA binding; protein binding; ATP binding
Source: RefSeq, a predicted model, not a curated record